Molecule: messenger RNA, 1134 nt
Organism: Neoarthrinium moseri
Lineage: Eukaryota; Fungi; Ascomycota; Sordariomycetes; Amphisphaeriales; Apiosporaceae
Exons: 6
Coding region: 1-1134 (377 amino acids)
Biological process (GO): reciprocal meiotic recombination
Cellular component (GO): synaptonemal complex
Molecular function (GO): ubiquitin protein ligase activity
Source: RefSeq, a predicted model, not a curated record
AUGGAGCACAUGCUUAGCCACAUAUUCUGUACCGAGUGUGCGGCUCGCCUGGGCCUGACCAAUUCCAGCGGAAGACACGAGCACCGAAACUCCUGUCCUGCUUGUGGCUCCCACUUGACCAAUCCUGACGAUGCCGUCGUCACCGAACUGAACCCCAGCGAGGAUUACAAAACAAGUGUCCUGAGUGGACUGAGCCCGAAUGUCAUCAUUGAAUGCGCAAGUCGCGCAUUGAGCUUUUGGGCGUACCAAACAACUCAGGAAGUCGUAUAUCAGGAGUAUCUCGGAAAGACUCUGACGGAGAAGUACACAAAUUUGAGUGUCCAUCUUGACAAAGUCAUCAACGAGGCCAACUCUCAAAUCACAUCCUUGAACAAUAAAAUCUCGAAUGUUGAUCUGGAUCAGCAAGCUCUACGCAGAAAGAACGAUGAACUCGCUCAAGCGCUCAAGGAGAAGAACAAGAAACUUCUGCAGACACAGGAGCUGUACGAUAAGCUGAAGCGAAAGGCAAUGAUGGGCCAAAUGCAGGACGCUGCUGAGGACGCUGUGGAUUCCAAUCUGCAGACCGCGGCCAGGCUCGAUGGUGGCAUCACUGGGUUGGUCGAGGUACCUGGCCUCCCUGGCAUCUAUCAGGAAGAUGGAAGUUCAUUACAACAGCAUCGUGUCGACUCGAACGCGUUGCACCGAACAGACGGUGGGCAUGCAUUUCCUUCCGCGACUCACUCACCCCCCGGAUCUUGGGCAAGAACGGUUGGAGCUGGCACGAAUAUCCCUGUAACUCCUUCUACCCACCGUCAAAGGUUGGGGGAGCCUUCUGCCGUAGGGUUGACUACCGUUCCGGGCUUUGUUCCUGGAUUUCGCUCUCCCCGCCGCGCCAUGAACAUCCGAACUCCCCUGGCCGACGUCCCUAGUAAUCUCAGAGGCUCUGGAAAGUAUCCUGCUGUAGGCUUGAGCUCUGGAUUGAAAAGUAGUUUCGUAGGCCCAGGAAGUCUUGAUGGGUUUGCCAAGCCCCAAGCCAUACAACGGCCUGCCCCUACAGUAUCCGCUCUGGGCCGUAGGGAGCCAGAAUCAGUAAUUGGUGAUAUUCGCAGUGCAUCAAUUGCUGGCAACAUACGCGGCGGUUUCACGUCACGAUAA